CCUUAUAUUGUACUUUCAUGGCAGUGAAUAAUUACAUAAUUACUCGAAUAAUUCAUCAAAAGUUAUUAGAAUUGAUACUCAGGCAUCACAAGAAACUUAAUACAGUAAUCCCAUUUCAUAAUCUUGCAUAGAAUGCCUUGAGACAAUGAACUAGUAGUGAGCAAAGGCGGAAUUGAUUCUAACUUGAAUACUAUUGAGAAAUCAAUCUCUUCCUUCAUACUACAAGAACAAGAAUGCAUGAGAUUCUCUUCUUUUCUCUCUCCAUAUCUAUGAGAACAACCUGCCUAGAAUCUCUUAACAGUGCCUCCAGAUUUCUCUACAAGGAUCUUUUUCACCUCCCAAGUAUUGGAUCUUUGAUCUUUCUACUGUUUUCAACUCCAUACUUAUUUCUUCAAUGGGUGAUCUCAAAGGGUGAAAAGGAUGCCUAGUUUGCUCCAUGGGACCCUUUCUGUGACGAUAUUUGAGGUUGACAGGAUACAAAAUGGGUGUGGAUUCAAUUUCUUCAGCAAGGGUACUGGACAAAAAAGUUGUGGGAAAAAAUUUCUAUCCAAAGUCAAGAGAAUGGUGCUUUGCAGGCGUGAGAUUGUUGGUUCUAGACUCUAUGCAACAGUUGAUCUGGACAAGGCAAGGGUUGGAAGAACUAGAAUGAUAGAAAAUCAACCCUAUAACCCUCAGUGGUACGAGUCCUUCAACAUAUAUUGUGCCCAUUUGAUCUCACAUGUUAUUUUCACAGUAAAAGAUGACCAAGUUGUUGGGGCAGAGCUGAUUGGAAGAGCUUAUAUACCUGUUGAAGAUGUCAUCAAAGGGUACAUUGUUGACAAAUGGGUAGAUAUAUUAGAUGUAUAUCGCAACCCCAUUGGCUCUAGGAUCCAUGUUAAGCUGCACUUCUUGAGUGCUGCCCAUGACAGUAAUUGGUCUCAGGGAAUCAAGAAUCCACGCUAUGAUGGAGUUCCUUACACAUUCUUCAAUCAACGACAGGGUUGCCGGGUUACUCUGUAUCAGGAUGCUCAUGUCCCUAACAGUUUUAUUCCUAGGAUUCCAAUAGAAGGAAAGACCUAUGAAGCUCACAGAUGCUGGGAAGACAUCUUUGAUGCCAUCACUAAUGCCAAGUACCUGAUUUACAUAACUGGGUGGUCUGUUUAUACUGAGAUAACUUUGGUUAGGGAUCCUCAUAGGCGAAAACCAGGAGGUGACCUAAAACUUGGGGAUCUGCUCAAGAAGAAGGCUGAUGAAGGUGUGAGAGUUCUUAUGCUCGUUUGGGAUGACAGAACCUCUGUUGAGGAACUGAAGAAGGAUGGCCUAAUGGCAACCCAUGAUCAAGAAACUGAAAACUACUUCAGGAACACGAACGUGCAUUGCUUUCUAUGCCCCCGCAAUCCCGACGAUGGAAGAAGCAUAAUUCAGGGAUUUGAAAUCUCUACCAUGUUUACUCACCACCAGAAGACAGUGGUUGUCGACUGUGAAAUGCCUGAUAGCACAUCACAGAAAAGGAGAAUAGUGAGUUUUGUUGGAGGCAUUGAUCUUUGCGAUGGGAGAUACGAUACACAAGACCAUCCUCUAUUCAAGACCUUGGACACAAUCCAUCAUGAUGAUUUUCAUCAACCCAACUUUCCUGGCUCCUCCAUCAAGAAAGGAGGUCCAAGGGAGCCUUGGCAUGAUAUUCAUUGCAAGCUAGAAGGACCUGUCGCAUGGGAUGUCCUCUACAAUUUCGAGCAAAGGUGGAAAAAGCAAGUUGGGGAAAGUUUCUUAAUUCCACAACAGACCCUGGAAGAGUAUACAACCCGCCCAUUGCCGGUGUUGCAAUCAUCGGACACUGAUACAUGGAAUGUCCAGUUGUUCCGUUCCAUUGAUGGUGGAGCUGUUGUUGGCUUCCCUACGAGACCUGAGGAAGUAGCUGUAUCUGGCCUUGUCAGUGGGAAGGACAACAUCAUUGACAGAAGCAUUCAAGAUGCUUAUAUCAACGCCAUUCGGCGGGCAAAGAAUUUUAUCUACAUCGAAAAUCAGUAUUUCCUCGGAAGCUCAUUUGGCUGGAAAUCAAAUGAUAUCAAGGUCAAGGAUAUCAAUGCCUUGCAUCUUAUCCCAAAGGAGCUGUCGCUGAAGAUAGCUAGUAAGAUAGACGCAGGAGAAAGGUUUACUGUCUACAUUGUGAUCCCAAUGUGGCCAGAAGGCAUACCUGAGAGUGCUUCUGUUCAGGCAAUACUAGAUUGGCAAAGAAGAACAAUGGAGAUGAUGUAUUCUGAUAUUUCUGAUGCCCUUAGAAGAAAUGAACUUCAACAUCAUCCAAGGGAUUACUUGUCGUUUUUCUGCCUUGGGAACAGGGAGACAAAGAAGAUAGGAGAAUAUGCGCAUCCAGAAACACCGGACCCCGAUUCUAAUUACAGCAGAGCUCAGCAGGCCCGUCGAUUCAUGAUCUACGUUCAUGCAAAGAUGAUGAUUGUUGAUGAUGAGUACAUAAUCAUUGGAUCCGCAAACAUCAACCAGAGGUCAAUGGAUGGCGCAAGGGACUCUGAAAUUGCAAUGGGAGGGUUCCAACCACACCAUUUGGCAACAACACAGCCAGCCAGGGGUCAGAUAAAUGGUUUAAGAUUGGCACUCUGGUAUGAACACCUUGGAUUCAUUGAGCGUUCCUUCCACCAUCCUGAAAGCGUUGAGUGUGUCCAGACGGUGAAUAAGAUUGCUGAUGAACUCUGGGAAAUUUAUGCAAGUGAAGCUUUUGACCAGGAUCUCAUAGGCCACCUCCUUCGCUAUCCCAUUGAAGUGACCAACGAUGGAGCCGUUACAACUAUGCCAGGAACCGAGUAUUUCCCUGACACCAAGGCUCGCAUCCUAGGCACCAAAUCUGAUUACCUUCCUCCGAUCCUCACCACCUAGCUUUAUCUCACUCUCUAAUCAAUAUCACAAAUGUAAUUAUGUAUUAAUUCCUGCAUUAUUGAAUGGACUAUCUCUCAGCAUUAUAAGUGGAAUUUAAUUACAAUAACUUUAUUAGUCAA
Hevea brasiliensis (rubber tree) is the source of this 2990-nucleotide messenger RNA. Its product is annotated as phospholipase D alpha 1. Gene Ontology annotation, biological process: phospholipid catabolic process; phosphatidylcholine metabolic process. The record is from RefSeq and is a predicted model, not a curated record. Bases 421 to 2871 code for a protein of 816 amino acids. Gene Ontology annotation, cellular component: plasma membrane. Lineage: Eukaryota; Viridiplantae; Streptophyta; Magnoliopsida; Malpighiales; Euphorbiaceae. The transcript has 5 exons. Gene Ontology annotation, molecular function: calcium ion binding; D-type glycerophospholipase activity.